Messenger RNA from Paramecium primaurelia, 400 nucleotides. Lineage: Eukaryota; Ciliophora; Oligohymenophorea; Peniculida; Parameciidae. The record is from the annotation of a GenBank genome assembly.
AUGGAUUGUUGCUAUAUUAUAUGUUCUUGUUGUUAGAUUAACGUAGGAUUUCUAAAAUGUUGUACCUGCCAUAAGGAUUUUGAAUUUUAUAUGCAAAAUUAUCUACCUAUAACUUGUCCUAGAUGCGUGAAUGUAAAUAUUAAAUAUAAAAAUUAUUUAGAUUAGAUUAGAUACUUAUUAUCAAAGUGAUUAAGAUGUUUAAUUACAUAGAAAUUGUAAUUAAAAUAUAAAAAGAAUGUUUCAUUAUUGUAAAUGUUGUGAUGGUUAUUUCUGCUAGUGUGUGUAAUAAAUUUCUAUUAAACUUUAAGUGAAUAAAAAUGAAAAAAUCAAUUGUUUUAAAUCCUCGUCCUAUCCGACAAGCAAGGAUAGAAGGGUUAUAAGGAAAAGUUAAAGCUUUUGA